Molecule: messenger RNA, 1946 nt
Organism: Suricata suricatta (meerkat)
Lineage: Eukaryota; Metazoa; Chordata; Mammalia; Carnivora; Herpestidae
Gene: P2RY8
Product: P2Y receptor family member 8
Exons: 2
Coding region: 329-1477 (382 amino acids)
Biological process (GO): positive regulation of Rho protein signal transduction; phospholipase C-activating G protein-coupled receptor signaling pathway
Cellular component (GO): membrane
Molecular function (GO): G protein-coupled purinergic nucleotide receptor activity
Source: RefSeq, a predicted model, not a curated record
GGGGUCCCACACAGACGCUUGUGCAGCCGGAAACCAGGUUAGUCCCUUGGCACCUGUGUUAGCUUGUAACAGUGUUGAAUGUCCAGUGCCCCCCACCCCAGCAUCCUCUUGGGCCCAACGUUGAAGCCAGUGUGCCGUGUCUUGCAGCAGCAUCCCUGUGCUUCCAAGUACCAGGAAGGGAGGCCGUCCCCAAGGAAGGGCCGGGUGUGCAGCGACCUGGGGCUCAGGUGCACGAGCGGCUUUGCAGGAUUUAGCCUGCGUCACGAGCUGGAGAUUCGGGGAGCGGGGCAGGUCCGGGCAGGAGGCGGUGCAGCAGAGGGAGGCAGGGAUGGAGCCCCUCCUGCGCCCCUCACCGCCUGCGUCUUGCCUUCCAGACCCCCCACUCCCUGAGGCAGCCACCAUGGACAUGAACGUGACCGGCCCGGACAAUGAGACCAUCCUGAUGCUGCGCGACCCGACCAUCGCCGUGGUCCUGCCCGUGGUGUACUCGCUGGUGGCGCUGGUGAGCAUCCCCGGGAACCUGUUCUCGCUCUGGGUGCUGUGUUUCCACAUCGGGCCCAAGUCGCCGUCGGUCAUCUUCAUGAUCAACCUGAGCGUCACGGACCUGAUGCUGGCCAGCGUGCUGCCGUUCCAGAUCUACUACCACUGCAACGGGAACCACUGGGUGUUCGGGGAGCUGCUGUGCAAGGCCGUGACCCUGGCCUUCUACGCCAACAUGUACUCGUCCAUCCUCACCAUGACCUGCAUCAGCGUGGAGCGCUUCCUGGGCGUGGUGUACCCGCUGGCCUCCGUGCGNUGGCGCCGCCGCCGCUACGCCGUGGCCGCGUGCGCCGGGCUGUGGCUGCUGCUGCUGUGCGCGCUGUCCCCGCUGGCGCGCACCGACCUCACCUACCCCGUGGAGGCGCUGGGCAUCGUCACCUGCUUCGACGUGCUCAAGUCCACCAUGCUGCCCAGCGUGGCCAUGUGGGCCAUGUUCCUCUUCACGCUCUUCAUCGUGCUCUUCCUGGUCCCCUUCGUGGUCACCGUGGCCUGCUACACGGCCACCAUCCUGGCGCUGCUGCGCACGGCCGACCCGCACAGCCGGGAGCAGCGGCGCCGCGCCGUGGGCCUGGCGGCCGUGGUGCUGCUGGCCUUCGUCACCUGCUUCGCGCCCAACAACUUCGUGCUGCUGGUGCACAUGGUGAGCCGCCUCUUCCUGGGCAAGACCUACUACCACGUGUACAAGCUCACGCUGUGCCUCAGCUGCGUCAACAACUGCCUGGACCCCUUCGUCUACUACUUCGCGUCCCGCGAGUUCCAGCUGCGCCUGCGCCUCUACCUGGGCUACGGCCGCCUGCCCGCCGGCGUCCGGGACGCGCGCACCGAGAGCCUCUUCUCGGCGCGGACGCUGUCGGCGCGCUCCAUGUCCAGCGGCCACUUCGAGGGGCUCGAGGCGGCGGGGAGGCCCACCCUCCGCAGGCAGGAGAGCGUCUUCUGAGGCGCGCAGCCCCGGGGACGGCUGCGGACAGCGCUCACGGGCGGUCUCCGUGCGAAGCGUGUGCCUCCGCCGCCGUGGCGCAUGGAGAGGGCCCCCAGGCGGAUGGCGCAUGGAGAGGGUCCCCAGGCGGAUGGCGCAUGGAGAGGGCCCCCAGGCAGAUGGCGCAUGGAGAGGGUCCCCAGGCGGGCCGCGGAGGAGGCCCGGGGCACCGGGACCCAACAGCCCGCGGUUUAAUGACACGGGACCGAGCGCGCAGGGCGGAACAGGAUGGGGACCCAAGGCGACCCCCUGAGUCCCUCCGCAUCCCCAAAGCCACCGGAAUCCUUCUGUGCGCCUGGCGCUGGGGGAACGCCCACCCGGCCGGUCCUCCGCCCCUGGUCCCGGCCUGGAGCCCCGGAGCCUCAUGCAAGGCCUCGCACGGUGGGCGGCAGCCUCGCACCGGACCUGACCCCUGGCGCCCUCGGGGACC